AUGAUAGUAGUAACAGGGCUCCUCUACAAGGUUCUUAGUUUACCCGUCGAUUCUUCGGGUCAAUGGCCAACAUUUGCCCGAAGAAAUAUAGCAGCUCUGGCUAGAGAGGGAUACCUGAGAAGUGCUGCGUCUGGCUACAAGAGAAGCAUUUCAACUCUCGCUAAAAACGGCCAAUUGCCAACCUAUAGGUCCCCUUACAGCGAAGCCAGCAAGUCGGACCAAGAUGAUGAGGCGACACAAGACAAAAGAAACGUUGCCUCUAUUGCCCGUUUGCGCAGCUACACAGCCCUGAAAAGGAACAUACAGUCAUUGGCUAGAGAUGGAUAUCGCACUGGCAGGGGACAACACAACCAGGGCAAUUCUAAACGCAACAUCGCAUCCUUAGCUCGCAAUGGUAUGAUUCACAAGAGGAACGAAUUAGUAGGGGACGAGUAUUACUAUCCGUUCUACCAGGACCCCGUGUCGCUCUUGCCGGAAGGAGAUGGGCCGUUUGACGUCAACGAAAUAUACGGUUUCCAACGGUCAGUUAAUCCAGACGAGUUGGCUCCGAUGUCGCGAGUUUUCAAGCGGGACGAAAUGGACUUGUUGUAUCCGUAUAGCACUCAGGAAACUGAAUACAACGAUAAUUGGUAUCUGAAACGUGGAACGGCGGGCUUGCCAGCUCACGGGUUGUAUAGGCCAACUUAUAUCGAACCCGCUACACGCGUCAAGAGGUACAUACUCUCUCUGCCGGACGAGAUCGAUACCAACGACAUUGAGACGUCCGAAAAGGACGAUAACGAAAAUGAAGAUAAACGUUCUGUAGAUGAAGAUGACAUCCGUGAUAAAUUUGCGAAACGUCACAUUGGGUCGUUGGCCCGUUUAGGUCUUUUGCCGUCUUUUAGGAAGCAUUCCGCUGACGAGAAUUUCGGAAUUAGGGAAUAUUUCUCUGGUCCCGAAGUUGACGCAGCAAUCGAUUCUGACGACUCCGACUUACCGCCGCCGCCAAUACUUGCUCACACGCACCCGACCGGUCGGUACCUCCACCGAUCGCUAAACGACCUGCCACCAUCUCCUAUACUCCCGCAAAACCCAUCCAACAGCAUUGACGCCUUCAGCAAGAACAACUGGCAGACGAAUUCCAAGGACGUGCCGAGGUUCUACCAUUUUAGGUCGCUGAAAGUGCCGUACCAUUCUUCCGGUAAGAGGUACCUCCUGCUGCCCGCUGUCGAUAAUAUUAUGCUCAGGAAAAACUACCGCAAUAGCAGUCUGCCAAGCAGGCGUAAGAAUCAG
Molecule: messenger RNA, 1272 nt
Organism: Iphiclides podalirius (scarce swallowtail)
Lineage: Eukaryota; Metazoa; Arthropoda; Insecta; Lepidoptera; Papilionidae
Source: the annotation of a GenBank genome assembly